AUGCCCACCGCAACAUUUGUGACUGGUCGUAGAGCCACCAUCACUAACUUCGGCCCGCUAACAACGAUCUAUUCGGCACCAACAUCAUGCGCCACAGAAACAGAUCAUCUUUACGUGGGCCAGACACAUGUACCCGGCAUACUUUGGGCUUACCCAACCUGCACCGUUGUCCAAACAUUUGGCGACUGCAUACCAUCUGGAGACGCAUAUGAUAAGCUCAUGACUGAAACAUAUGCUAAGAUCAUUCACCAUGGAUUCUAUCAUUAUUAUUCUCCCGGCCUCUACUGCCCCCAAGGCUGGACCACUGCCGCUGCCCUCGUUAACGAAGGCAGAUCCUUCACAGAGAUCUCGGGAUACUUGACGCAGAGUUACUCUCGCUGGAUGAGUCACUGGGAGCCCGGCAGAGCACAGCCUUUCCCCCCAGAUGAGGUUUGGAAACAAGUCCUAUUGCCCUCCGAGACUCUGAAGAUAUGUUGCCCGAGGUAUUUGAGCGACAACAACGGCGAUUGCUACUCACAUCUGGGUCCAAUAGCUUCCUAUGGCGUGACAGAACUGUGCGGGUAUUACGCUCAUAAGGAGGUAACGCCCACUAGCACUCAGACGUUUCUAGACUCAACCAUCACUCUGUGGGAAACGAUGAGCUUGAUAACCGCUACUCGGGUCCUCGAAAGUGGAGAGGGUAAAAGUGGCGUUGUCGCGACCAGGGUUCCGGCAGUGGUGCUCAUUCAUAAGGAGUCAGAUCUUGAGUUGGCAGAAGGGAGAAAGACCCAGGAGAAAAGCUCGGCUUUGGAGAGGUCGAUGUUUCAACGAACGAGGCUUUUAUGUCUAGUUCUUUUUGUUGCGAUCUUUGUUUCUUAG
Molecule: messenger RNA, 858 nt
Organism: Fusarium vanettenii 77-13-4
Lineage: Eukaryota; Fungi; Ascomycota; Sordariomycetes; Hypocreales; Nectriaceae
Exons: 2
Coding region: 1-858 (285 amino acids)
Source: RefSeq, a predicted model, not a curated record